Messenger RNA from Seriola aureovittata, 1589 nucleotides. It is a transcript of the gene znf277, whose product is annotated as zinc finger protein 277. The transcript is spliced from 12 exons. Bases 32 to 1354 code for a protein of 440 amino acids. NCBI's taxonomy places the organism in Eukaryota, Metazoa, Chordata, Actinopteri, Carangiformes, Carangidae. The record is from RefSeq and is a predicted model, not a curated record.
UAGCCGCUGUUUUGACCACGUGACAGCGAAGAUGGCCGCCAGCGACGGGAGUAAAGAUGGUCAGGACAGUAUCCUGGAGCCGCUGUGUUUUCCGGAGCAGCCGGCCGACGGCUGCAGUGUUCCCAGUCUGCAGCAUCCCAGUGCCGAGCCGCUGGUGUGUCUCUUCUGCUCCGAGUCCGUCCCCCUCCUGCAGAAAGACGUCCUCCUCAAACACCUGCUGCUGGAGCACAAGAUGGUCAUCGCCGACGUCAAACUGAUCGCAGACCUCCCGAAGUACAUGUUGUACUGGAAAGGCAGAUUCCUGGAGCAGCCGGUCACAGAUUUCUGCAGCGUGAUCAAAACUAACUCCACCGGCCCGAUCGAGAAACAAGAGGACUACUUCCUGCUGUGUGACGUCCUCCCUGAGGACCGAGUCCUCCGAGAGAAGCUGCAGCAGAAACGACUGGAGGAGGUUCUGGAGCAGCAGCAGAAGGAGAGAGACGACAGCAGCUUCCAUCGUCUGUGCAUGUUCUGCAGUGAGGAGUUCAGUGGAAACAGGUCGUCGCUGCUGAACCACAUGGCCAGAGAACACUCCUUCAGCAUCGGCCUGCCCGACAACAUCGUCUACUGCAACGACUUCCUGGACGCUCUGCAGAGCAAACUGGACAAUCUUCAGUGUUUGUACUGUGAGAAGACGUUUCGAGAUAAAACCACGCUGAAGGAUCACAUGAGGAAGAAAGCUCACCGCCGCAUCAACGCCAACAACCACGCAUACGACCGCUUCUACGUCAUCAACUACCUGGAGCUGGGGAAAACCUGGGAGGAGGUGCAGAGUGAAGACGACCGAGAGCUGGUGGACGACGAGGACGAUGAUUGGUCGGACUGGCAGGCUCAUCCAGUGUCAGCGGUGUGUUUGUUCUGCGAUCAUCAGUCGGAGACGAUGGAGCAGAUCUACACACACAUGAAGGAAGCCCAUGGCUUUGAUCUCCACAUGCUGAGGACAGAACUCAACCUCAGGUUCUACCAGCAGGUCAAACUGGUGAACUUCAUCCGGCGGCAGAUCCACCAGAGCCGCUGCUACGGCUGCCAGGAGAAGUUCGACUCCAGAGCCGCCGUCCUGCGACACAUCAUGGCUGAAGGUCACGUGAUGAAGCUGCCGGACGUGUCCACCUGGGACCAGCCGCAGUAUUACUUCCCCACGUACGAGAACGACGCCCUCCUGUGCACGCUGUCCGACAGCGACGAAGACGAGAGCGACAGGACGAAUCGCGGCGAGGACGUCCCUGUGAUCGCAGAGGACAUCUCCAACCUCAGAGCCCUGAAGCAGAGCAGCGUCCUCAACCAGCUGCUGAAGAGCAGAAGCUCCUGCAGCUAGGACCAGGGACGGUUGGACAGGUCUUCCUGUCCUCAGACUCGCUGUCCUCCGUGCAGCCGCCUGUGAAACGCAUGGACUGCAGAUCUUUCUGCAGACGACGAAUAACACGACGCAGCCCCAACAUGCACUUUAAAGCCGUCGGAGGCUUUUUCAGAGGCACAGACUCAGCUGCAGCUCCACUUUGACUUGCUACAAAAUUCCAUUCAAACAAUAAAAGAGGGAUCUAAAGAUAUGA